CGUGACAAAUGAGGCAAGCAAAAUAGAAAAGACCAAAUGCUUAAAAGUUCGUAUUUUGCUUAAUUGGGGGUGGGAUUUAUAGGCUCUGACCACGAGGGGUUUUAAGUUUCCGGCGUGUAGACAAAAGUUAACAAGUACGACGUUGAUGCACAGUGUGUUAAGGUUCCGACCUUAAUUACUUCCCAACCUUGUACUUCUCUCAAAAAGGUUUAAAAUUAUGAAGAGGGCAAUGCCAUUAGAUGAUCAGAUGAACAUAUCUUCCGAUGAGUCCUUAUCUUCUGAACCAGACAUUGCAGAGUUGGCUGGCAAGUUUGUUGAGGACAUACCAAUUGGUCAACCAACUGACAUUGUUAUGACAACUGAAAAUGGUGUCUUUAGAAGUGCCCAAGCGUACCAAGAUUAUAUGAUGCAGCUGCCAAUCCCAACCAAACGUGGUGCUAUCAUUCCAUUUACCUCGUGGAGUGGAUUUGGUGAUUCUACGAAACAAUUAUACAAUCAGCCUCUGCAUUACCUCACAAAUGUCUACCUGAAGCAGCUGGACCGAAACAGGAUUGGUGCUGAUGAUGCUAACAAAAGACUUGAUACUAUUAUUCAUCCAGCCAAAGCUGAAGUUUUCCUCUGGAUGACGGAACAAAUUCACAGGCUCACUACUUCUCCACAUCAGCUGGCUACACUCUGGCAAAAAGACCCCAUGUACAAGGCUGAUAUCGAUGCCUGUGCCCCUCUCUCUACUAAUCCAAUUUAGGGGUCUUUCAAUAGGAAGGGUCAGAUUCUAGCAUUCCCUGAACACUGCAAGGGUGUAAUGAUAAUCUCCUGAUCGUGUCUUGUAAAACUUUUUAUUUCCUUUACCAUCUAUGUAGGGCGUUCUCUGGAAUGGACUGAAUGAUCUGUAAACAAUCCGAGAACUUAGCUAUUGACAAAUUAUCGAACA
Daucus carota subsp. sativus is the source of this 931-nucleotide messenger RNA. RefSeq names its product protein RDM1-like. Gene Ontology annotation, cellular component: nucleus; RNA polymerase V complex. The transcript has 3 exons. Bases 218 to 745 code for a protein of 175 amino acids. NCBI's taxonomy places the organism in Eukaryota, Viridiplantae, Streptophyta, Magnoliopsida, Apiales, Apiaceae. The record is from RefSeq and is a predicted model, not a curated record.